Messenger RNA from Fragaria vesca subsp. vesca, 1057 nucleotides. RefSeq names its product translocator protein homolog. Bases 245 to 805 code for a protein of 186 amino acids. The transcript has a single exon. Gene Ontology annotation, cellular component: membrane. The record is from RefSeq and is a predicted model, not a curated record. Lineage: Eukaryota; Viridiplantae; Streptophyta; Magnoliopsida; Rosales; Rosaceae.
GGAGCAAAGUAAUGGUUAUGCCGACAUUGCAGACUGUUUAUCUCAGAAAGCCACGUGUUCUUCACGGGUUCCCUCCACUCCAGACCUCCUCCUCCGCCCACCUGUCCUCCGUCCCCUUCAGACGACCUCCCACAAAACUCGGUCUCCUCUAUAUAAUCCCCACCUUAAUUUCCUCCCAGACAUAAACACAAACACACUCAUUUGCCUCUCUUUCUUUCCUUUCUGCGCUUCUCUGGUUUGACAUAUGGAUUCCCAAAACCUCAAACAGCGUAGGGUUGCAGACGACCCUAACACCACCAUGAACAAGAACAACUACGCAGGCAAACCUGAAAUGAGAAUGAAAAUGGCCAAACGCGGCCUAAGAUCACUAGCCAUCGCCGUUUCGCUCCCGGUGGCUCUCCACCUCAUCACUAUCUACUUGGCGUCGACGGACAGCUACCGCACGGCGUCCAAGCCCUUCUGGUUCCCGCCCAUGUGGGGCUUGCGUCUGACUUGCUUGGCUUCGAGCUUCUUGAUGGGUCUCUCUGCUUGGCUUGUGUGGGCGGAAGGUGGGUUUCACAAGAACCCUAUGGCCUUGCCUCUGUAUUUAUCUCAGCUGGUGUUGAGUUUGGCGUGGGAUCCGAUUGUGUUCGGGGCGGGAGCUCCGUGGGUCGGGUUGGUUGUGUGCAUGGGGAUGUUUGGGGCUCUGGUUGGGUGUUCCAAGGUGUUUCAGGAUGUGAAUGCGACUGCUGGUUAUCUCAUGAAGCCAUGUUUGGCUUGGGUUGCUUUCUUGGCCGUUGUAAAUCUUAAGCUUGUGUAUCUCUGAAAUUUUCGUGUGUAAUGUCGAAGCUAGCAUUUUGUAAUGUUACAGUGUUUCAUAAGCAUCUACAUGUAAUCUACUUUUGCAGACUGCAUGUGUAUGAACCAGUCUAUACAAUUACAUGCUUGAUCUUUGUUUCAUUCACUAACUGGCAAAAGCAUUCUCUUUCAGCCUUUUGGCUCUUGAAAUUUUCACUGAUUACUUCCGCAGAGGCAAGUAGCCAGACUAUAUGUCAAUUUCUGCAGCUUGAUAUUAAAA